CUGGAGCACAACUUGGAGCAUGGAUAGGAUCAAACAUAACUCUAUGCUCGAACAUGGACCUGACUUGGCUGGUAAAAGUGUCCAACAGGAAAGACCAGUGUCUCCAGUCAGCUGUGUGUCCAUGAAGAGUGAGCGGUCCAUGGGUGAACCUAAGAACUUCACAAAUGGACACCACCCUGACAGUAACAGUGUCCAACAGGAAAGACCAGUGUCUCCAGUCAGCUGUGUGUCCAUGAAGAGUGAGCGGUCCAUGGGUGAACCUAAGAACUUCACAAAUGGACACCACCCUGACAGUAACAGUGUGCAACAGGAGAGACCAGUGUCUCCAGUCAGCUGUGUGUCCAUGAAGAGUGAGCAGUCCAUGGGUGAACCUAAGAACUUCACAAAUGAACACCACCCUGACAGUAACAGAUUCACUCCAGAGAGGUCAGAGGUUCCCAGAUGUGACGGUGCAAAGCAUUCUCAAACAAACCAAGACUCAAUAUUUAUGCUUCCUCUGGAGAACAUUGUCACGUUUGUGAGGGAGGGGCUGAAGAAGUUUCAGAGGAUUUUGAGUCCCGAUUACCAGGAAUGCUCAGAGAGACAGGGUGAGGAGGAGUAUGAGGCACUUCUGAAGUUCACACUGGACUUCCUGAGGAGAAAGAAGCAGGAGGAGCUGGCUGACUGCCUGCAGAGCAAAAUCUCUGCUAUGUCCAAGAGUAAACUCAAAUCUAACCUGCAGAAGAAGUUCCAGUGUGUGUUUGAGGGGAUCGCUAAAGCAGGAAACCCAACCCUUCUGAAUCAGAUCUACACAGAGCUCUACAUCACAGAGGGAGGGACUGCAGAGGUCAAUGAUGAACAUGAGGUCAGACAGAUUGAAACAGCAUCCAGGAAACCAGACAGACUAGAAUCAAGAAUAAGGUGUGAAGACAUCUUUAAAGCCUCACCUGGAAGAGACGAACCAAUCAGAACAGUGAUGACAAAGGGAGUGGCUGGCAUUGGGAAAACAGUCUUAACACAGAAGUUCACUCUGGACUGGGCUGAAGACAAAGCCAACCAGGACAUACAGUUGACAUUUCCAUUGACUUUCAGAGAGCUGAAUGUGCUGAAAGAGAAAAAGUACAGCUUGGUGGAACUUGUUCAUCACUUCUUUACUGAAACCAAAGAAGCAGGAAUCUGCAGGUUUGAAGAGUUCCAGGUUGUGUUCAUCUUUGACGGUCUGGAUGAGUGUCGACUUCCUCUGGACUUCCACAACAAUGAGAUCCUGACUGAUGUUACAGAGUCCACCUCAGUGGAUGUGCUGCUGACAAACCUCAUCAGGGGGAAACUGCUUCCCUCUGCUCGCCUCUGGAUAACCACACGACCUGCAGCAGCCAAUCAGAUCCCUCCUGACUGUGUUGACAUGGUGACAGAGGUCAGAGGGUUCACUGACCCACAGAAAGAGGAGUACUUCAGGAAGAGAUUCAGAAAGAAGCAGGUUAGAAGAAUCAUCUCCCACAUCAAGACAUCACGAAGCCUCCACAUCAUGUGCCACAUCCCAGUCUUCUGCUGGAUCACUGCUACAGUUCUGGAGGAUGUGAUGAAGAGCAGAGAGGAAGGAGAGCUGCCCAAGACCCUGACUGAGAUGUACAUCCACUUCCUGGUGGUUCAGACCAAAGUGAAGAACAUCAAGUAUGAUGGAGGAGCUGAGACAGAUCAUCACUGGAGUCCAGAGAGCAGGAAGAUGAUUGAGUCUCUGGGAAAACUGGCUUUUGAUCAGCUGCAGAAAGGCAACCUGAUCUUCUAUGAAUCAGACCUGACAGAGUGUGGCAUCGAUAUCAGAGCAGCCUCAGUGUACUCAGGAGUGUUCACACAGAUCUUUAAAGAGGAGAGAGGACUGUACCAGGACAAGGUGUUCUGCUUCGUCCAUCUGAGUGUUCAGGAGUUUCUGGCUGCUCUUCAUGUCCAUCUGACCUUCAUCAACUCUGGAGUCAAUCUGAUGGAAGAACAACAAACAACAUCCCAAAGGUCUAAAGUCUUCAGAGACAAACCUAAACUCAUACAUCUCCACCAGAGUGCUGUGGACAAGGCCUUACAGAGUCCAAAUGGACACCUGGACUUGUUCCUCCGCUUCCUCCUGGGUCUCUCACUAGAGACCAAUCAGAGACACCUCCAAGGCCUGCUGACAGAGAAAGUAAAAGGCCCACAGAAUAAUCAGGAAACAAUCCAAUACAUCAAGGAGAGGAUCAGGACGAAUCCACCUCCUGAGAGAAGCAUCAAUCUUUUCCACUGUCUGAAUGAAGUGAAGGAUCAUUCUCUGGUGGAAGAGAUCCAACAGUACCUGAGUUCAGGACGUCUCUCCACAGAUGAUCUCUCUCCUGCUGAUUGGUCAGCUCUGGUCUUCACUUUACUGUCAUCAGAACAAAACUUGGAUGUGUUUGACCUGAAGAAAUACUCUGCUUCAGAGGAGGCUCUUCUGAGGCUGCUGCCAGUGGUCAAAGCCUCCAACAAAGCUCUGCUAAGUGGCUGUAAUCUGUCAGAAAGAAGCUGUGAAGCUCUGGCGUCAGUUCUCAGUUCCCAGUCUUCUUGUCUGAGAGAGCUGGACCUGAGUGACAACAACCUGCAGGAUUCAGGAGUGAAACUGCUGGCGGCUGGAUUGGGGAGUCCAAACUGUACGCUGGAAACUCUCAGGUUGUCAAGCUGUCUGAUCACAGAAGAAGGUUGUGCUUCUCUGGCCUCAGCUCUGAACCUCAACCCCUCCCAUCUGAGAGAACUGGACCUGAGCUACAAUCACCUCGGAGACUCAGGAGUGCAGCCUCUGACAGCUGGACUGGAGAGUCCACACUGGAGACUUGACACUCUCAGAUUGUACCCUAAUGGCGUCCAGUGGUUGAAACGAGUUUUCAGGAAGUAUGCCUGUGACCUUAAACUCGACCCCAAUACAACAAACAGAUAUCUCUCCCUUCUAGACAACAACACAAAGGUCAUGCCAUUAAUUGAUGAAGAGCAAUAUCCCGCUCAUCCAGAGAGAUACAUCACGUGGCCCCAGUUGCGAUGUAGAAACGGUCUGACUGGUCGUUGUUACUGGGAGGUUGAAUGGGAAAGAGAGGUCAAUAUCGCCGUGACUUUCAAAGAUAAUGAUGACUGUUGGUUUGGAGGGAACGAGCGCUCCUGGAGUUUGUACUGCUGUCAAGGUGUUUACUCUGCUUUGCACAAUAAAAGCAGCACACCCAUAAAUCCUCCCCCGAACUCGUCCUCCAACAGAGUGGGAGUGUACCUGGACUGGGCUGCUGGCACUCUGUCCUUCUACAGUGUCUCAUCUGACAAAGUGAUCCACCUUCACACCUUCUACACCACGUUCACUGACGUUCUUUAUCCUGGGUUUGGGUUCCGCUUGGGGCCAGGCUCCUCUCUGUCUCUGUGUGCGCUGAAGGCACUGUCAAACAGAGAGUGAAGAAAGACAACUGCUGACAAGCUAAUUUAAACUGUGCAAAAUUGAAUUAUGUUUACGUUAAAAGCUAAUGACUUUACAUCAAUAACUACUGUUUAAAAGUUGCAAUGUAAAAGAACUGACUCGUGAUGAAGUCACAGAAAACUAUUAUUUGAGUAUCCCUCAGCUCUACAGAGCAUUUUUGUGACGUUAUAACGCUCCAUUACGUGGAUUGUUCUGUUGUGCCUACCCCACACGAAGGAGCUGCAGUCCACCAGGAAUUAUCCACUGCCCUGUAUGAGCAAGCUGCAGUUGUCCAGGAAUUAUCCACUGCCCUGUUUAAAACAAGCACAAGUAGCAUUCGUCCAGGAAUUAUCCACUGUCCUGUACAAACUAGCAGGAAUUAUCUACUGCCCUGUAUGAGCAAGCUGCAGUUGUCCAGGAAUUAUCCACUGCCCUGUGAAAACAAGCACAAGCAGCAGUCAUCCAGGAAUUAUCCACUGUCCUGUACAAACUAGCAGGAAUUAUCUACUGUCC
Epinephelus fuscoguttatus (brown-marbled grouper) is the source of this 3925-nucleotide messenger RNA. Its product is annotated as NACHT, LRR and PYD domains-containing protein 3-like. Gene Ontology annotation, molecular function: protein binding. NCBI's taxonomy places the organism in Eukaryota, Metazoa, Chordata, Actinopteri, Perciformes, Serranidae. Bases 20 to 3412 code for a protein of 1130 amino acids. The record is from RefSeq and is a predicted model, not a curated record. The transcript is spliced from 12 exons.